AUGAAAAUUGAAGAAGACAUAUAUAUUAUAGUAUCUCCCAACUUAAAACAUUGUUUUAUCAGAUUAUAUUUUAAUAAAUUAUAUGUCAUUAAAUUGCAUUUACCACUAGCAUAUUGUAGUGAUAAUGCUACACUUAUUUUUAUUCAAGGUAUCUGGAGACAUGGAGAUCGUUCACCAACUGAAAAAUAUCCUGGAAGUUUAAAUGAUGAAAAUGAAUGGCCACAAGGUUGGGGUCAAUUAUCACCUUUAGGAAUGAAAGAACAUGUUUUAUUAGGAAAAAAAAUUAAAAAUAGAUAUUAUGAUCAAUUAAAAUUUGUAAAUAAAAAAUACUAUAGUCAUGAUAUUUAUGUUCGUAGUACAGAUGUAAAUAGAACAAUUAUUAGUGCAAUAAGUAAUUUUAUUGGAUUUUAUAAAAAUUCUGUUGAUAAAAAUGAUGUUCCAAAUAUUCCUGAUUGGCCUUCAUCAUAUAUUCCUAUUCCUGUUCAUACUAUUAAUGAUGAUAUUGAUAUUAUUGCUAAUCCUGAUUCACAAUGUCCACGUAGAUAUGUAUUAUAUGAUUUAUUAAAAGAAACACCUGAAUAUAAAAAUUUAACACAAAAAUGUGAUAAAAUUCUUAAAUAUCUUUCUACUAAUACUAAUACUACUAUAACACUUGAAAAUUUAUGGAUUGUACGUGAUGGAAUAUUUAUUGAAAAGACUAAUAACAAAAAGUUACCAAAAUGGUUAAAUGAUAGUAUAUUUUCAGAGAUUGAAGAAUGUGAUGAUACUAUGGAUGAUUUAGAAAAUGGUUAUAAUAUUGCACCAUAUAAAAACUUAGAUAUUGGAUUAGAAAUUUCCAAAUUAAGAGGUGGUGCAAUGUUAAAUGAAAUAGUUAAUCGUAUGGAAGUAAAAAAAAAAUGUAAUGAAAAGGAUAAAUCAGUAGAAGGAAAUUAUGUUUGUAAUCUUAAAUAUUAUGUAUACUCAGCUCAUGACACAACAGUUGCUUCAUUUUUAACUGUUUUAGGAAAAGGUGUUAAAAGUCAACUUGUUCCAUAUGGUUUACCACAUUACUCAGCUGCAACAUUUAUUGAAUUAUGGUAUGACAAUGAUAAAAAAGAUUAUUUUGUAAAAACAUUAUAUGUUUAUCCACCAAAUGGAACAUUUGGUAUUGAUUUGGAAGAAAAAAAAUUUUGUAAAUUUAAUGAAACUUCUUUAGAAAAUCCAAAUGAGAAUAAUUUUUGUGAUUUUACAAAAAUUCUUCCAAAUAAUGCUAAUGGAUUAAUGACACUUGAUCAAUUUUCUAAAAAUGCCCAACCAUAUAAUAUUCAGUCUUAUUCUAGUUUAUGUUUAAAUACUAAUGUUAAUUUUGGUAAUGGUAAUAAUGCUGUAAAAACAACAGCUGUUUCUAGUUUCAUAAUGUUUGUUUGUAUCUUUAUGCAAUUUAUUCUUUCAAAAUAA
Molecule: messenger RNA, 1437 nt
Organism: Strongyloides ratti
Lineage: Eukaryota; Metazoa; Nematoda; Chromadorea; Rhabditida; Strongyloididae
Product: Histidine phosphatase superfamily, clade-2-containing protein
Exons: 4
Coding region: 1-1437 (478 amino acids)
Biological process (GO): dephosphorylation
Molecular function (GO): phosphatase activity
Source: RefSeq, a predicted model, not a curated record